Molecule: messenger RNA, 3718 nt
Organism: Branchiostoma belcheri (Belcher's lancelet)
Lineage: Eukaryota; Metazoa; Chordata; Leptocardii; Amphioxiformes; Branchiostomatidae
Exons: 8
Coding region: 173-3718 (1181 amino acids)
Molecular function (GO): calcium ion binding
Source: RefSeq, a predicted model, not a curated record
CGUAGCGGCUUGACUUCGAAGCUAUAAAAGGGGCUGACUUCAGCCACGCCGGCAGAUUGCGAGGAGACGACGACUCGUGGCUCCAGAUCAAGACACCGUCUUCCCGCCACUGACGCUUCAGAGACAGAGUCUUCAUCUUGACCAACCAACUGCAAGGUGACCUACCGGAGAGAUGAUGGACCCGCGUGUGUCGCUGCACGUGUGGCUGCUCGUCCUCGUCAUUAUGGGCACCGGCGUGACUGGUCAGGAAAUUGACGAGUGCGACACCAACAAUGGCGGCUGUGAUCAGAUUUGCACCAACACCAUCGGCAGUUUCCAGUGCUCCUGUCUGGACGGCUUCAGCCUCAACACGGACGGAUUCACCUGUGACGACAUUUUGCUGGAAGGGCCGCCCCCACCACCGCCGAUGCUACACCUAAGAGGCUCACCUCCACCACCACCACCACCACCACCAACCUUGGACUUAGGCGGCAACCUCCCCGAGUUGCAACAGCUUCUCACCGAUGCAGUCGAAGGUUCCUACACCGUCAGCCCAGACUGCAGCGUUAAUCUGGCUCUCAGCGGAUGUCGACUCGACAUGACUACUGACCCUGAUCUCUGUCUGACUGUCCGCCUUCUCCUGUCAGAAGUCCUUCCAAAUCUGUCGCUAGAUGACUAUAGUAGUGGUGUUGCUUCUGAUCUGUUUGACGUUGCUGUGUCAGGUAGCUACGCUGAUCGCUGUGAAGAUGAAUUAUCUAUUUCAGGAGGCACCACUCAGCCUAUCACUAUCGUACCUUCUGUCGUGACACUCGAUGCAUUUUCUAUCCAUGUAACUUAUACUUUGCCGCCGUCACUCAAUGCCACUGUUAUUAUAAUUAGCGGUGUGUGGAGCAUCGGUGAUGUUGAAUUCCUGGUGACGCUAGAAAAAUCCGACGGUGGUUUUGCUCUUAGUGGCUCGGUAGCAGAUCCUUCAGGUGUAACCACUGACAGGCUUAUUUCUGGGCUUUCUUCGUUUGUUCCUGGUAAUGCCAUUAGCGAGUUAUUCCACCCACUAAAGCUUGACAGCAUCUCCGUCACAGACCUAAAUGUUGUCGUUAUGAUUGCAGACGGUGGAUACAGCUUGGAACUUAACUUCAAAACAAAUAUUCUGAACUCACAGGUUUUCUUCUUCCUCAGCUCAGUUGAGUCAGAGGAUGGUUCAACUAGCCAGUCGUUUUCUUUGGGGAUCUCUGUCAAUUCUGUGCGCUUUGGCGAUCUUAUUCGAGAUGUUGUCGAUGAGAACGUUGUUGUUCCUAUCAUAAGUGACUUAGUUCUUUCCGAAGCGGCCUUGCUGGCAACGACUACAACACCAGAGCUCGACUAUCCGGUAUCUCUUUUGAAUGAGGUGGCUUCAGAGCUGUCUAGUGGUUUGGGGAUUGCCUUUAAGCUAAAGCUCUCCGACGAUGUUCCUUUUGGAACCUUCCUUCUCGGUUUGGACGGCAACAGAUACGUGUUUAAGGUCCUUUCAGAAGAAACAGUCCCAGUGAGUGCUCUACUGAGCAAGGCAAUAACCUCCUUCACUUCCAUCAGUCUUCCUCAACAGCUGCCUGCUGCAGACAUUCUAGCUGGGUCCCUGAAGAGUUUCGAAUAUGAUACCGAUACAAAGGUCAUGACAGUUUUUGCCGAUAUAGACGACUCUCUUGUCAUAAUAGAAAACAUUUUCGUUCUUGAGGAUCUAACAGCAACUUUCCAACUAGAAAAGGUGUCUCCAUCCUCGGCCUCAGGAAAUGCUUAUGACUUUAAUUUUGAAUUAGACUCAUUGUGGAAUAUUGGCCAGAUAUCGGUCAGAUGUGGAAUAUCGGUCUCUAGAGAUCCAAAAACAUUUUCCGCAUCUGGGUCUAUUGAAGGUGAGUUGCCAGUAGGCACCCUGAUUCAAGACUUCGGUGUAUCGUUUAUGCCAUCAGGUGCAUUGAGAGAUAUCCUGCAUAGUAUUGGCCUGGACGAGUUCUCUAUCGUGGACCCCAGUGUAGCAGUCAUAUUUGGGAAGGAAUUCGCUGUCCAUGUUACCGGAAGUGCGGUGAUCGGUGACUGGAGUAGUACUGUUGAGAUGAUAGUGGGCAGGGUGCAGUCCAAACUGGUUAUGGCGGCAGGCGUGACGCUGUCAAACAUCGGCAUAGUUGAAGUGGUUAGCAAGCUUACCGGGGGUGCACUUGAUAUUUCAGUGAUUCCAGGGGCAAGUAUUUUGUCACAUACAAGCGUUGCCUUUGUGGCGUCUCCCAGCACAAUGCCGCGAGAUCAGCACUUGACGAUGUCUUCCCCGCUGCUUGCUGAUGUAAACAUUGCGCAAGGAGUUAGCAUCGCAGCUUCUUUUACGCUUCCAGCAGGUUGUGGACAGGAUAUGUUUUGCAAAGUUGCGAAAAAGCUGCUCGGAGCUGAUAUUGAGCUCAAACUCCUUGCAACGUUGGCCACUGUGAGCGACCUGCACAUGAAGGCGGUUGUUGGAACCCCGGUGACUCUAGCUGAUGGUAUUGAGCUGCAGGAUGUAGGGCUUGAGAUAGAGGUCGGCACUACUAAUAAUGCAAUAGGCAUAACUGGUUCGCUGGAGUUCGAAACACCUCCUGUGAUCUUGAGGGGCGGAAUCGGAGCCUCGCAAAGUGGAGGAUACCUUAAAAUGUCUAUGGAAGGGAUGUGGAAUAAAGCGUUCGGAAUAGAUUUUCUUGCAAUCGGUGACAUCAUCUUUGAGCUGUCCAUCACUCCAGAAAUCUCUGUCAUCUCGUCAUUGGAAUUUGGGGGUCGUGCUAUAAUUGGAUACCAAAACGACCCCAACGCUACGCCCAUUGAGGGAUCAGCGUACAUAGGUGUGAACAAAAUAGAUUCACGACAGAACUAUUGCUCGGGCUCUAUAAGUGCGCUAACCGUCCCUGCCAUUCUUCGCGCUUUCGGCCAAAGCUUUAAGCUUCCGUCUUUCCUGGAAGAAAUUGGUUUUCCUGAUGGAGUCAGUUUUUCUUUCUCCGCUCAAGGUAAAACCCUAGAGAAUGGUGUUACCAUUCCCCAGGGAUUCUUCUUUAGCGGUACUUUGCAAAUACUCUCCUUCAGAGUGAGUGCAGACCUAAAACUUGACCCAACAUCCCUGUACGCCAAAGUGACGGUGGACGAAUUUGACAUAGGCAAUGGUUUGAUCCAUAUUUCUGGAUCAAGCUCCAAAACUGGCCCUAUACUGAAAGUCGACAUCGGCUGGAGUCCAAAGCGUGCAAAGCUGCUUAUCGAUGGUAGUGUCACAGUUCUCGGCAUCCACGCAAGCACAACAAUCUCCAUGGAUUCAUCCGGGACUUACUUCGCCAUCGAAGGAAAGUUCCUCAAUAAGUUUCAGGCAUCUCUCGAGAUAGAGGCCAGCUACGGAUCUCUGAAGGAAGCUGAGUUCAGGGCAACCGGGACAUUCAAGAACGACCUUUUCAGUUCUCUGAGGGACAAGGUCGAGGGCUUCAUGGACAACCUCGUGAAAGAAGCAAACAAGGCCCUAGACAGUGCCAGGAAUGCCCUCAACAAAGUUACGAAAGCCUGUGAUGCUGCAAAAAAACCUUUUAAUAAGGCUAAGGCUAAGGUUGACAGAGCACAGCGUGACUUUGACAAAGCAGUUGCAACGUUAAAAAAAGCAAGACGGGGCGUGGAGAAAGGAAAGAAAAAGUUCGACGACGCCGUGGCUUAUUUGAAUAAAAAGAAGCGAAGCUGCCGUUUCAAGAAGUGUAAAUGGUGCGACUGA